Molecule: messenger RNA, 4825 nt
Organism: Synchiropus splendidus (mandarinfish)
Lineage: Eukaryota; Metazoa; Chordata; Actinopteri; Syngnathiformes; Callionymidae
Gene: pld1b
Product: phospholipase D1b
Exons: 26
Coding region: 328-3405 (1025 amino acids)
Biological process (GO): phosphatidic acid biosynthetic process; intracellular signal transduction; cell motility
Molecular function (GO): phosphatidylinositol binding; D-type glycerophospholipase activity
Source: RefSeq, a predicted model, not a curated record
UUCCUGACAUGCAACAGUCCAGUCGGUCCUGACUGAACUCUCUCCAACUCCGGACCAAACUCGUGGAUGAAGUGACUCUCAGAAACCCCACCCCAACGCGUCCCCCGGGUCGGAGUCAAACGUCUCAGCCGGAAUAUAGCGCGAGCCUUGCACCACUUCCGGCUCGGCAGCCUUUACUGUGAAGAAACCGGAAGCGUCUCUACGUCAUCUGGCUUGAUUGAGUGCGCGGAGUGCGGCGCCAGCUGCUGCGCCGUCAGGUGGAUUGUGCUCUGCGCGGUCCGGACUCUUCUCUCCAGGUGACCCCGGGGCUCCGGAGCCAGCGCUGACAUGCUGCGGCAGAGUGAGCCCACGUCCAGCACGCUGGAGCUGGUGGCCAACGACAUGAGCAGCAUCAUGGAGAAGCUGGACACCCGAGAGCUGGACCUCAACGACGGAGUGUACGACACGUCGGACGCCUCGGCGCCAGCCGGACACCUGCCCUUCACCAACGUCUACCAGACCGUGGGCUUCAAGGAGUCGUCCGCCAAAGUCUUCCUCUCGUCUCCCAUCACCGCCAGGAUCCUGGAGGUGGAGCGCUUCACCUCGGCACAAGAUCGCUUCAACGUCACCACGCAGAGGAGCGUCAGCAAGUCCAUGCCGGCGGUCUUCAAGAUCGAGCUCAGGCACGGAGAGUUCUCGUGGCUGGUGAAGAGGAAGGAGAAGAACUUCCUGGACCUGCACCGGGAACUCCGGACCUACAAGACCUUCAUGAGGCUGCCGCUGCCCACGCGCAGCCACACCAUCAAGAGGCAGAGCGCCGCGCGGGACGAGGCGCGGCAGAUGCCCAGCCUCCCGAGGGGCGGGGGCGAGGAGCUGGCACGGGAGGAGCAGGUGUCCAGCCGCAGGAAACAACUGGAGGAUUACCUGAACAACCUGCUGAAGAUGCCCAUGUACCGGAACUACCACGCCACGAUGGAGUUCAUCGACGUCAGCCAGCUGUCCUUCAUCCACGACCUGGGACCCAAAGGCCUGGAGGGCACGGUGCAGAAGAGGUCCGGCGGCCACCGCAUCCCCGGCUUCAACUGCUGCGGCCGCAGCAAGAUGUGCUACCGCUGGUCCAAACGCUGGCUGGUGGUGAAGGACUCCUUCCUGCUCUACAUGAAGCCGGACUCUGGCGCCAUCUCCUUCGUGAUGCUGGUUGACAAGGAGUUCAACAUCAAGAUGGACUCCAAAGACACGGAGACCAGGCACGGCGUCCGCAUCGACAGCCUCUCCAGGUCUCUGGUCCUCAAGUGCAGCAGCUACCGACACGCCCGCUGGUGGGGCCAGUCCAUCGAGGGUUUUGUUCGCAAGUACGGCUCAGCCUUCCUCACCGACCACCGCUUCGGUUCCUUCGCCAGAGAGGAAGUCAACAUUCCUGCCAAAUGGUACGUCAACGGCAAGACCUACAUGGAGGACGUGGCCGACGCCCUGGAGGAGGCCCGAGAGGAAAUCUUCAUCACUGACUGGUGGUUGAGUCCGGAGAUCUUCCUCAAGAGGCCCGUGGUGGAGGGCAACCGCUGGCGCCUGGACUGCCUCCUCAAGCGCAAAGCGCAACAAGGCGUGCGCAUCUUCGUCAUGCUGUACAAGGAGGUGGAGCUGGCCCUGGGCAUCAACUCGGGCUACAGCAAGAAGACCCUGCUGCACCUGCACCCCAACAUCAAGGUGAUGCGUCACCCCGACCACGUGUCUUCAGCCGUCUAUUUCUGGGCACACCACGAGAAGAUCAUCGUGGUGGACCAGUCGGUGGCCUUCGUGGGCGGGAUCGACCUGGCGUACGGCCGCUGGGACGACCUGGAGCACCGGCUGACCGACAUCGGCAGCGUGACGCUGUCACACGCGGAGCAGGCCCAGGCUGCGGCGGCCGCCCUGACCCAGCAGAACGGCGGCCCCCCGCCGGCCGACUCGGGCGACCAGCCCAAGCUGAAGAGCCACGGCCGCCUGAGGCGAGCGCGACUCAGCCUCCGGCGCCACCUGCAGAAGCACGGCUUGGCGCACGCUGACAGCGACAGCGACCUGGAGGACCAAGACGGCAGCAGCUGGGCGCCGCUGCAGUCGGGGGGCGGGGACUUGGUGGGCGACACCAGGUUCUGGCACGGGAAAGACUACUGCAACUUUGUGCACAAAGACUGGAUCCAGCUGGACAAGCCUUUCGACGACUUCAUCGACCGACACGUGACGCCACGGAUGCCCUGGCACGACAUCGCCUCGGUGGUCCACGGCAAGGCCGCCCGCGACGUGGCGCGACACUUCAUCCAGCGCUGGAACUUCACCAAGAUGGUGAAGCCCAAGUACCGCGCCCAGUCCUACCCGUGUCUCCUCCCCAAGUCCCACUCCACAGCCGGGGAGCUGCGGCACCUGGUCCCGAACUGCGUCCAGGCCAAAGUGCAGAUCCUGCGCUCGGCCUCGGACUGGUCCGCCGGCAUCAAGUACCACGAGGAGUCCAUCCACAACGCCUACAUCCAUGUCAUCAGGGAGAGCAAGCACUUCAUCUACAUCGAGAACCAGUUCUUCAUCAGCUGCGCCGACAACAGACACGUCUUCAACAAGAUCGGAGACACCAUUGCAGAGCGCAUCAUCCGAGCCUUCAGGGAGGGAACAAAGUACCGCGUCUACGUGGUGACGCCGCUGCUGCCGGGCUUUGAGGGCGACAUCAACACGGGAGGAGGAAGUGCCAUCCAGGCUGUCAUGCACUUCAACUACAGGACGAUGAACCGAGGAGAGCACUCCAUCAUCUCGCAGCUCAAGAAAGAGAUGGGCGACCAGUGGAUGAACUACCUGUCCUUCGCCGGCCUGAGGACUCACGCUGAGCUGGAGGGCAGGAGGGUGACUGAGCUCAUCUACGUCCACAGCAAGAUGAUGAUCGCCGACGACAACACCGUCAUCAUCGGCUCGGCCAACAUCAAUGACCGCAGCAUGUUGGGGAAGCGGGACAGCGAGGUGGCGGUGAUCGUGGAGGACUCUGAGACCAGCCGCUCGGUGAUGGACGGUCAGGCGUACCAGGCCGGGAAGUUCGCCCUGCAGCUGCGGCUGGCGUGCUUCAGGAUGAACCUCGGCGCCAACACUGACCCCUCCAUCGACGUGUCCGACCCCAUCAGCGACCACUUCUACAAGGAGGUCUGGAUGGCCACCUGUGCUCGCAACGCCUCCAUCUACCAGCGGGUCUUCCGCUGUCUCCCCUCCAGCGACGUGAGGAACCACCUGGAGCUGGAGGGCUUCCUGGCCCAGCCAGGUCUGGACAAGGAAGACCCAGCUCGGGCCGCCGAGGAACUCAAGAAGAUCCGCGGCUUCCUGGUCCAGUUCCCGCUGCAGUUCCUGGUGGAGCAGAACCUGCUUCCCCCCAUUGGAUCCAAGGAGGCCAUGGUGCCCAUGGAGGUCUGGACCUGAGACCAGACCCACCUGGUGGACGCUCUGGAAACGGAGGUUCUCUCUCGUGGUCUGAGUGUCUUGGCUGCCCUCUAGUGGCCUCGGAUGUUUUGCAUGAUUUACCCCAGUAUGACUGUGAAGGUGCAAAGGAGCUCAUCACCGCUUCUCACGCUGGUCCAUCAAUGGUCUGACUGUGCUCUGCUGCCGUCUAGUGGAGGCAGCUGUGAAACCAAAAAAACAGAACUCAGAAGUUGCAUUGCACCAUGGGAAAACAAGCCAUGUACCGUCGCGUCCCCGUCAACUCACACGCCCCCCGGUGCCAUGUUCUCAGCAUGAAGCCUUUGUUCUCUGCGAGCUUGUUGACGCUAAAUCUUUGGGGUUGUUGAGCUUCUCUGUGACGUUUCCAAAGUGUGUGUAUUUCAUCCGACUCCUCCUCGCGCGGCGACGCUCAUUCAAAGUGUCCGACAGAUUGCGUCACGUGUUGAACGCCCCCUAGUGGCGGGUCACUUGUGAGCUACAGAAAAGUGACGGACGCUCGCUGAGCCACUGUUUACGCGACGUCUACUGACCCGACCCAAAUGCUAGCUAUGCAACCCGCUGUUAUUGCUCACAACAGUUUCAGCGCCCUCUCGUGCGCGAGUGAGGAACUAAACAAGCCCCAGAUCGGAUCUGAGAAAAGGAAGACACUGCGCAGCUGUUACGCCUCUGAGUGGCGGUUCAUAUCUGCAAGUGACGUGCAAACUUAAGUCUAUUUGGUUUUGAGGAAAAAACAAAACUGGUUCUGAAGAAAACAAUCGGCCAAUGCUCUGAGUUCGUUUCUGGCGCCCCCUGGUGGCUGUGCUCAUGACAACCGUGCGGAAGAGAGUCGUGUGAAUGUGACUCGGGCUCGGCGGCGAUGUGGUGGUGGGUUAUUUUUGUACUUCCCUGCUGAUGAGCCUCCAGAACAGCGCCAUCCACUGGCAGCUCUUCCGUGGACCCCUGCAGACUGUCGCUUUGACCCUCUCUGGCCUGACACUAUGCAACGGAGGACGAAGAGGAGUCGGACUCUUCCCAGUUUGUUCGCCACGAAACUGACACCCAAGUGCCAACGCCCGACGUGGGCCUGCGACCUCCAGUGGCCUGAGUGGGACGGCUGCCACCCCAGGAAUCACAACAGCAACCAAAUGUUUUGGGUUCACCGCAGGCGUCCGUCGUCACAGGAAGUGGGCGCCCCACUGUGGCGCUCAUGGGCAGGCGGCGGCGGCGGCCCUGGCGCACCGUGGACACUGAAGUGUUGCGCUGCUUGUUGAUCAAUAAAGUUUUGCACGACUAGCGCUGUGACACGUUUGUUGUUGAUGAGCUGUGGAGACCGCCAUCUUUCUUUGGUUCUCCUCGCCUCCAGCAGUGAUGCUCGCGCAGACCUGUCUGUCACAAGGUGGCAGGAGUUUGAUCUGGAAGUCCA